AUGGAAGCGCAGGGUCGUCCACAGGACGACCUGCGGCUGCGGCUUCUGCAGGGGGACGUGUCGCCCAGCGACCAGGAUACCGCACCGACGUCGCUCUCACGGCGAGAAAAGGCAGCGACACGCUUCUGGAGGUCCCUGGCAAAGUACUUCCAGGAGCAUGGCUACAGGCCCGCUGCAUCCGCCUUGGGCUCCGUCGAUCGGCGGCUGACGGUCUCAGGAACUACGGGACCAGCUGCAUAUGCCACGCCCUCUCGCAGAGCCCUGAAGGCAAAUGCUUCUGACCCAACCGACUACCUGCAUGCGGCAGGGUCCAGUGGUGAGGUGCCCUUCCCGACACACGCCGUCGCACCAGGGCAGUUCCGACGCCAUUUCCUGGGAGACCAGGAAUUCCAGGGCGCCGAGAUCAGCUGCCAUGCGCAGCUUGUCGAGUUUGUUCUGGACGUCUCUUUCGACAUCCAGGAGCACUACUGGAGAAUGGCGCAGGCCGAAGUGGAGCUCUUCAAUGCUCCGGCUUCCUCGGAGCCGGAAACGUCCGGAGAGGCGUCACCGGUGACGCCGUUUCGAGCAACGAGACAGUCUUCGGACUUGGCCACCGUGCUGGUGAUCUUGAAGUCUUUUCUCGGCGGCACGCUGCUUGUGGCUCCUGGCGAGUUUCUGCAAGCUGGACUUGUGUCUGGCAAUCUGCUGUUCUGGUUCAUGGGGUUGCUGGAGCUGUGGUGCAUGCGGAAGCUCCUUGCCGCCUACCGCCAGGUUGGCGGCGGCUCUUUUGGUCUCCUCGCCCUCCGGGCCCUGGGCCGGGGAGGAGCCCUGGCCGUCGAGGUGUCCAUCGUGGCUUCACAGCUUGGCUUCAUUGCCACUGAAAUGAUAUACUUUGCCAAGAAUGGUGCACAUGCCACCAAAUGGCUGUUCGAAAAGUAUCUUCCACAAGAGUCGAUGCGCAAGGAUGAUGUGAUUGCCUGGCUGACCUGGGGGCAGCUGCUUCUCGUAGUUCCAGUUGCUUGGCAUCGAGACUUGGCCUCUCUGACGGCCUUCAACUUCGUUGGAAAUACAUUGGUGCUGAGCACCACCAUCUUCCUUGCAGUCUCAGCAGCUGGUGGCCUGGUCAGCUCUGGUGUUGCAGAGGAUCUGCCGUUCUUAUGCCCCGUGCCGCGUGGCCUGGUUUUCCUGGGCUUCUCGGUGUUCACAUUUGAGGGCAUCAACAUGGUCAUUCCAAUGUAUGAGUCGCACCGGGACAAGGCGAGCUUCGAUCGUAUUCUCUCAAGGACACUCGUUGCUGUUAUUGCUAUCUUCGCCACAUUUUCCACCGGGAAUGUGCUCCUCUACGGGGAUGGCCUGCGGCCAAUUUUAACGUUGAAUUUGGCGCAGGACUCACUGGCUUCCACUUGGGUUCCAGUAGCCUUUGCCAUUGCCUCGCUUGCUCUCGUGCCACUGUUGGCACUGCCGACGUUCGACCUUCUGGAGAGUGGUUUGGCGAGGCCCAGCUGCACUGCCAGCCUUGUCUCGAGCCACCUGCGCGUGAACAUCUUCCGAGCCAUGCUGCUGGCUGUUUGCGCAGCAUUGGCUCGUUAUGGUGGACAACACUUGGACGAUUUUCUUUCGUUGGUCGGAGCUGUGGCUUGUGUGCCGCUGGCGCUGAUCUAUCCGGCUGCCAUACACCUUCGCCUUGUUGCCAGCAAUGAAGGUAACCGUCUCGAGGCCUUGGGCGACUAUUUCUGCAUAGUCUUUGGCAUCGCUGUCACGGUACUUUGCACAGUAGAGGUGUUUCACCCGCUGUCCUGA
Molecule: messenger RNA, 1779 nt
Organism: Symbiodinium sp. CCMP2456
Lineage: Eukaryota; Dinophyceae; Suessiales; Symbiodiniaceae
Source: the annotation of a GenBank genome assembly